Messenger RNA from Caenorhabditis briggsae, 1185 nucleotides. The transcript has 7 exons. NCBI's taxonomy places the organism in Eukaryota, Metazoa, Nematoda, Chromadorea, Rhabditida, Rhabditidae. The record is from RefSeq and is a predicted model, not a curated record. The coding region runs from base 1 to 1185 and encodes 394 amino acids.
AUGGAAAAUCGGAUGAGGGGUAAAUCCAGAGCUCUCGUCCAUUUUUGUGUGCUAGUUCAGAUUAUGUGCUGUGUUUAUUAUGCAACGAAUAUGAUUCGCCAUCGUCCCGGAUUUGCAGUCCAACAUUCUGGAAUAUCAGAUUCUGAAAUUUAUCCAAAUCGAAAGUAUGAAGGAGAAUACAUUCGUUAUGAGACCAAAAAAUAUGGACAAGAUUUCUGUGUGGCUUAUAAUGUGACUAGAGCAACUGGUAAUUUUCGAGACGAUGGAUUGGAACCGAUCUCACUUGUAAUUCAUGCAACGUCGCAUUUUAUGAGGGAGAUAGAAGGACAGUGUUCCUCUCGUAACUGGAAUGGUCCCAUUUCCGUAUCCCUUUUCGUGGAUCGAACAUCCAGUGAAGCCGUAGAAUACCUUCACGAAGUUCAUCGAUGUUCUUCAAAAGUGAAUCAAAAGCUAAGCCUCCACGUCGUCUACAGAAUGUCCCCAUUUCAAAAAACCUGCGAUCCAAUCUCAAUAAAACGAUCCAAUAGAAAAUGCAACUCGUUUAAUGCCACAAUCAGAUCAAGAGAACGCGGUCGAGUGAUUCCUCCUUUCCAGAUUUAUCCGAUCAAUGUGAUGAGAAAUGUUGCAAGGAAAGGGGCAUUGUCUGAUAUUCAUAUGGCAGCCGAUGUGGAAAUGGUGUUCAGUGAGGGAUUUGCAGUGAAGAUGAAGCCAAUCGCUAAUCAGUAUAUUAAUGGAAAAGAUAAAAAGUUGUUGGUGAUAAGAGCAUUUGAAUUUCAUCACAAAUAUUUUCCAGCAGGCCAUACAAUUGAGUCCCUAUGGCAAUGGUUUCGAAUGAGCAAGAAUCAAACGGAAGCAUACGCAUGGCAGAUUGGUUAUAAAAGCAGUUCCUGGGAAGCGCAGUUAAUAAUGCAUCGGAAAGAUCCAUACAACCCAGAAUACAUUCCGACCAGAAUUCGUGAUCAGCAAAGUUUGGUUUACGAGUUGUGUCGUGCCAACUAUACAUUUCACCUGGCGUCCCACGUGUUCAAUGUUCAUCGUGGAGUCAAGACAAAGGAGACCAAUCUGUCGUCAGCGGUUCUAACGCAUCAGAAGAGACUGAGAACGAGAUCCUACAAACGCUUCAUGCACUACAUUAACAGCACUUAUCCGGAUACAUUUGACCAGUGUGGAAGAUUUGUGAUGUGA